This is a messenger RNA of Aethina tumida (small hive beetle), 1276 nucleotides long. Its product is annotated as protein yellow-like. The transcript has 4 exons. Lineage: Eukaryota; Metazoa; Arthropoda; Insecta; Coleoptera; Nitidulidae. The record is from RefSeq and is a predicted model, not a curated record. Gene Ontology annotation, cellular component: extracellular region. The coding region runs from base 1 to 1218 and encodes 405 amino acids.
AUGACUAUUUUUAAAUUUCAGAUUCUUCUGGUUUUAUUUAUUACCUCUUUAAGUAGUGUUUUAACUUUGGAAGAAGCGUUUGCAUGGAAUUAUCUGCAUUUUCCAAAUGGUACUGUUCCUUCCGACUUUGUACCUAUAAUACCAUCUUCCUUUGAGGUAUACAAAAAAAGAAUAUUUGUAGCAAUACCAGUUGUUGGAGAAACUCCAGUAACUUUGGGAUAUGUCAAUUUUCCAGUAAAAAACAACACCAUUCAACCGUAUCCAGACGAAACCAGCCAAAAAAAUAUAACUUCUUCAAUUUACAUUAAAAAAGAUAAAUUUGACAGGCUAUGGGUGUUGGAUUGCGGUGCUGUUGACAUACUGGGUGACAAGAUCCAAAUUAACCCACCAAAACUUCUCACCUACAGUUUGACAACAAAUCAACUGAUUCGAACUUUCACCUUUCCGAAAAAUCAAUACACAAAUGACAGUUUAUUUGUUUAUUUAGCUGUAGAGACUGUUACUGAACAAGACACAUUCGUUUAUAUAGCUGAUAUUGCUAAUAACUUAUUGGUGUAUGACUGGAAGCAAAACACAUCCAAAGUGAUUUCCGAUGAAACAUUUAAACAUAAUCCAAAUCACGUAAACUUUGAAGGCAUUAACAAUAACUACAACUAUCCUCGUGGAUUAAGUUCCAUGAGCCUCACGGGCCUCGAUAAAAAUAAUUAUAGCACUCUUUACUACAAUCCGUUGGCAAGCGUAGAUCAAUUCGCAGUUAAUACUCGCUACUUAAGGGAUUCAAACUAUACAUCCAAUGCGUUUGUGAAAUUGGGGACCAGAUCGUCAAACAAGCAAAUUUCAACAUCUGCCUAUUACCCGGAAAAAGAUAUUUUGUUCUAUGGUUUGGCCCAUAAAGGAUUGGUUUAUUGCUGGAACAGUCACAAUAAUUAUGAAGAAAAAAAUUUGAUUGUUCUGUAUAAUGCGUCAGAACGUCUUCCUACAUUGGACGAUAUGAAAGUGGAUGGAAAUAAGCUGUGGCUGUUUUCUAAUCAAUUCACAUCAUCAAAAAGCGAACGGUUAUUUGUGAGAAAUGUUAACUUCAGGCUGAUGAUCGCCCAAAUAAGUGAUAAUAUAAAGAAAUGCGAAAGAAAAAUAGACCUUAUCACGCCUUCCGGAUGUACUAAAUGGUUCUUUCAAUAUUAUAUAUUAAUAUUCGCUGUGUUGAUAAAAUUGCUGUAAAUUAGUUGAUCCAUAAAAAAUAAAAGAAUGUUGUAAUUAAAUAAAUUUUUUUAAAGAA